Molecule: messenger RNA, 3280 nt
Organism: Bolinopsis microptera
Lineage: Eukaryota; Metazoa; Ctenophora; Tentaculata; Lobata; Bolinopsidae
Exons: 18
Coding region: 270-2888 (872 amino acids)
Biological process (GO): signal transduction
Source: RefSeq, a predicted model, not a curated record
AGGAACGACGGAAGGUAACUGCGUUACAAGGGUUGCUUGCGGAGGUAACCACGUUGACAAGACCCGAAUGUUACAAUAUCUGGAUUCGAAGAGUACGACUAGCUUGCCUGUGCGUGUGUACAGUUGACGUGAACAUGUUGGAUCAUGUUAUUGGUUACAAAGAAUUUGGAGAUGUGAUAGUCCUUGACGUUAGAACAACACCCAUGUCAGGAAUAACUGGACUUCAGCCCAGGCGAGAAGAAGGACGAGAUUGAGGAUCGAAACAUGUGAUGGGCUGCUGUCAAUCUAAAUCUAAGGUCAAACCUAUUGUAGCAUCAUGUCCUGAAUGCCACAAAACGUAUGAUUCUUCUGUUAUCGCAAAUAUCGGUACAGAGCUAUACGAGCACAUAGCAACAGCACAUUGUCCUGAACAAGGUAGUAUCGAGUGUGUCCUGUGUGACUCAAAAGUCUUCUGUAAGCCAUCUCAGGGAUAUAUAGACCACUUGAGAAAAGAGCACAAUUUCGCUGCACAGCUUGAAAAUGGCAGCGUUGGUGGUCAUGAUAUCACUAUUACUUGCCCCGAGUGCUCAAAAACAUUCGAAUCUAAAUCGGCAGAAGAUUUAGGUUGUAAUCUGUACGAUCACAUAUCCUCUCUUCACAUUUCGGAUCAGAUCACAUGUUCUCUGUGCGGUGAGGCUGUCAAAUCCACGGACUACAUCUCACAUCUGCGGGAGAAUCACGAGUUUGUAAACCGAAACGAAGUCAGGGAGGACGCUCUUCUGGUUACCUCCUCCCAAGCUGCUACCCUCAAUAACGCUCCUCAACCAACUCGAGAAGGGAGGCCCAUACCGAAGCCCGGAGAUAAAGUGUUGUGUAAAUGGGGUAAAUGGCAGUACUUCGACUCCACUAUCUUAAGUUUCGACGAGAACAAGUUGGAGUAUUACAUAGAAUGGGAUGACCAAGACCCAUCAGACCGGCAUGUCUCCAUCGAACAUCUCGCUGUCAACCAAUCCCCCUAUGAAGAUGAAAUCGGUAUUGGUUCCAUGGUGUUGUUCCAUCAAGGCGGAUAUUGUGCUAGCGCGGAGGUAGGCAGACUAGCAGGAGUCAGGUGGCAUCAAGGCAAGAUCACCAGCAUCACAACUGCAGCUGACGGCACUAAACUUUACAGUGGAACUCAUUCUAAAUCGGCGUCUGACGGCAAGUGGGUGACAUAUAAAGGUUAUGAACCAACUUUCUCCAACUACAAACUAGAAGAACUGCGGUGUGCACCUAACUUAUUCGACAUCCUCGAGCAAAACGUAUCUCAACAGAACCAGGAAAUGAGCUUUAACACCAAAUGUGAUGUUUAUCUGUCCUACUGCCCCAGUGAUAGUUUGGUGGACGUGAAAGCAGGCCUCGCUAAGUCUCCCAAUAAAACCAGGAAUUAUGAGAACAUGAACGACCCACUUACGAUCAAGAAAGAAUUAGAAUCUCUAGGCUACAAAGUUCUCAGCAACAUCCGUAACGGCCAUAAUCGUGAGCUAGACCUCAACAAGAUCGUGUCCUGUAUCAAGAACUGUAGCAUGUUCAUCUGCUGCAUCAGUGAUGAUUAUGCUGUGAACGAUAACUGUCGGAUGGAGAUGCAGUACGCCAAGAAAACUGCCCACAAGCCCUCUAUUCCUAUCAUUGUUGGGGACGGAGGUUGGGAUUGGCAGGCCACAGUUGUAGGAAUGUUAAUCGCGGGAGAGAGAUAUAUUGACUUCAAAACAAGGGAUCUAUUCGAUGAGAAGUUUGAAGAUUUGAGGAUCCAGGUAGGCAAUAUAGCGGGGAAGGACAAACCAUCCGGGACAGCAGAAUCAGGUGAACAGCAGGUUACAACGCCAGAAUCCAACAAAAAAGACAUAUUUGUAAGCUACUGCUGGAAUAACUCGUCUCUCAGCGAAGAAAACAAUGAAAUUCCAAAACUUUUUGGUAGCCAGUGGAAUGACCCAAGAAAGAUCAAGUCUCUUCUUUCUGAAAAAUAUAAUGUAUGGCUGGACAUAGAACAGCUGACUUCAGGUCAAGCGUCAGGAAUGUUCGAACAGAUGACCACUGGUCUGAUCAACUCUAAAGUUGUCCUUGCUUUCAUCUCUUCUGAAUAUGCUAAAUCAGAUAACUGCAAAAUGGAGUUCCAGUUCGCGGCAAAAUCACUGAGGAAGCCAUUCAUCCCAAUCUGUGUGGGUGAAGAUAUGGGAUGGAGGGAAUCAGUGAUAGGAGCGCUAGUGAUGGGGAGCGGUGUUCCCACUAUCGACAUGUUGGAAAUCUCCGGGGAGAGUCAUCUGGAGAAAAAGAUGGAGGAAAUAUUCGAGAGGUUAUCUGAGCACAUCCAACCCACCCAAGACUCUGAUUCGCUGGGCGAGGUUCAGCCUGACAGUCCUCCGCCCGACUACCAAUCUGCGAUAAAGUCACGUGCACCACGUGUGGGCGAUCACGUGAUCUCAUUUCACUUUCGUCAUGCGUACUACACUUCCACCAUUCUCUCCUUCAACAAAGAGGACAUGACUUAUUAUAUAAAGUGGGAUGAUGGUGAUCCUUCCGGGAGAAAUCCUAAAUACAACCAGGUCGGUCUGAACAUUGAUCCGGAUGAUGAUGACAUCGGAGUAGGGAGCAGCGUUUUCUUCCCACAAGGGUCUUACGGAGGAACAGAGGGAAACAAUACUGGUGGGCUGAGGUACCAUGAGGGUAUUGUGGAGUCUGUGGUGGAGAGAGCUGGAGUUAAAUACUUUAGUGGACAUCAUCUGCGGGGAGAUGAGGAUGGAAAGUGGGUCACCUACCGAGGAUACGAAUACUCCUUCAGCGACAUGACUGUCACCCAGCUCAGGAUCGCUCCCAACGCCAUGGACGCACUUUUCAAUAAUUUUCAUGGCCUAAAGACUGAUCAGAGCAAUUAAAAGUUGUUUUAUUUCGUUGAGAUUCAGAAAAAUUGAAAGCUAUUAUUAUCGUGAAUAUGAAUCAGUGAAGACCUUUUGCAAUUUGUGAAUUUAGGGAUGCGGGAACUUCAUCGACACUGGGCUACCCUGUUCAUUGAAUCGCUCCAACUAAAAUACAACUUAUGGUCCGAGGUUUAGUUUUCCCACUUUAUAUCACAUAAAUAACCGUUAAAAUGCUAGAUUAACGUGGUUUUUUAAUUUUAUCUUAUGUUUAUUUUAGUUUAUUGAUUUAUUUCUUUUGUUUUAGUAGUUUAGAAGUUUAGAAUUUUCAUUUGUUAUAGGCAUUAUUGUGGUGUUUUUGUAUUUGAUGUACAGAUUCGUAUAAUUAUAAGUUCGUAUUGUCGCAGAAUUGG